Molecule: messenger RNA, 1572 nt
Organism: Chrysemys picta bellii (western painted turtle)
Lineage: Eukaryota; Metazoa; Chordata; Testudines; Emydidae
Gene: CAPZA1
Product: capping actin protein of muscle Z-line subunit alpha 1
Biological process (GO): barbed-end actin filament capping; actin cytoskeleton organization
Cellular component (GO): F-actin capping protein complex; actin cortical patch
Molecular function (GO): actin filament binding
Source: RefSeq, a predicted model, not a curated record
UGGGCGGUUGCCUGCUGCCCCGCCCCAUCCCCUGCUGUCAGUUCCCGGCGUGCUUUGCACGGGGUGGCCGGCGGGGCGGGGCCCAGCCAAAGGACCCAAAAUGGCUGACUUCGAGGAUCGGGUGUCGGACGAGGAGAAGGUGCGUAUAGCUGCAAAAUUCAUCACUCAUGCACCACCAGGAGAAUUUAAUGAAGUGUUUAAUGAUGUCCGGUUACUGCUUAACAAUGACAGUCUUCUCAGGGAAGGGGCAGCACAUGCAUUUGCCCAGUAUAACAUGGAUCAGUUCACUCCCGUGAAGAUCGAGGGGUAUGAUGAUCAGGUCUUAAUUACAGAACACGGCGACCUGGGCAAUGGCAGGUUUUUGGACCCAAGAAACAAACUUUCCUUUAAGUUUGAUCAUUUAAGGAAAGAAGCGAGUGAUCCCCACCCUGAGGACACAGAAGCAGCUCUAAAGCCAUGGAGAGAUGCCUGUGACAGUGCGCUGAGGGCAUAUGUGAAAGAUCACUAUCCCAAUGGCUUUUGUACUGUUUACGGCAAGACUAUAGAUGGACAGCAGACAAUUAUUGCCUGUAUUGAGAGCCACCAGUUUCAGCCCAAAAACUUCUGGAAUGGCCGUUGGCGAUCAGAGUGGAAAUUUACCAUCACGCCCCCUGCAGCUCAGGUGGUUGCAGUCCUAAAGAUCCAGGUUCAUUACUAUGAAGAUGGCAACGUGCAGCUAGUUAGCCAUAAAGAUAUCCAAGACUCUCUAACGGUUUCAAAUGACGUCCAAACAGCCAAGGAAUUUAUUAAAAUCAUAGAACAUGCGGAAAAUGAGUAUCAGACGGCAAUCAGUGAAAACUAUCAGACUAUGUCCGACACCACGUUCAAAGCCUUGCGUCGGCAGCUGCCCGUCACUCGCACCAAGAUUGACUGGAACAAAAUCCUCAGCUACAAGAUUGGAAAAGAAAUGCAAAAUGCUUAAGGCAGAACUGAUGAGAUUGAUGAAAUGGUAGCGUACAAAAAAACUAAAAUGUGGUCAUAUGCCAAGUAGGUGGUUUCCAAACCAGUGUGGCAUUUUGCUAGGGCUUUCAAAGUUAACAAGUUUUCUUGCCUCAAGGAGAACUAUUGAACAAAUAGCAUUGUCUUUGUGUUUUGUGUUCCCUACCGUAUAAACUUCCUGUUACUGCAUUUACUGGUAGGUCAUUUGAAUUAAACCACAUUCAUGGUUCGAUGAUAUAGCUCUGUUUGGGAGUCACUGUAAUUACUGGUUGGAAAAUUUCCUAGCCCUGAAAGCCCUUUUAUAAAUACAGGCAGUUGGUGUUGGGAGUAUUUUCCCUGCACCCUUGUACAGCACUGCAGGUACUUCAGUAAGUUUGUCAGACCUGGUAACAGCUCAAGCUGCUGCGCUGCAAACUGUAACAAAUGCCAGAGAAGACGCAUCUCCCACACAUGCCUGCUGGCGAUCUCUACAUAGCAAUGGGCCUACAGGCUUAGAUUUUAAUAUCUGAAAUGAGUUUACAUGAUCCCUUACAGAAAUCUCAAGAAGGACCAGUAUUUUCUUGUGUAAGUUUAAUUUUUUUAAACCCUAAAGUA